Messenger RNA from Colossoma macropomum (tambaqui), 3178 nucleotides. RefSeq names its product E3 ubiquitin-protein ligase TRIM39-like. Bases 145 to 1923 code for a protein of 592 amino acids. Lineage: Eukaryota; Metazoa; Chordata; Actinopteri; Characiformes; Serrasalmidae. The record is from RefSeq and is a predicted model, not a curated record. Gene Ontology annotation, molecular function: zinc ion binding; protein binding. The transcript is spliced from 8 exons.
GCUACUGAGCACUUACAGAGAAACAGAAGUGAAACUUGUAUUAGGAGCUCUGGGCUGCUGAUGUCUUUCUUGGACCGAGGUUUGACCGCUUCUAGUACUGACUUAAACAUUCUGUGUGAACCCAGACAAAACUGACACUCGGGCAUGGCUUCUUCUAGCGGCGUUGUGUCUGAAGAGCAGUUGCUGUGUUGUAUCUGUCUGGAUGUGUUUACUGAUCCAGUCUCUACUUCAUGUGGACACAAUUUCUGCAAAAAAUGUCUUGGAGGAUAUUGGGACAACAGCGACCACUGGCACUGUCCACUGUGUAACAAGAGUUUUGAGAACAGGCCAGAUCUCUCGGUCAACACUUUCAUCUCUGAAACAGCUGCUCAGUUUAGAAAAUCAGCUGAGCUCAAUGCCAGCAGCUCUGCAGAGGACAGUCCCUCCAAACUAACCAAAGUCCUGUGUGAUGCUUGUACUGGUGUCAAAAAGAAGGCUGUGAAGUUCUGUCUUAAUUGUGGAGCAUCAUACUGUGGGACUCAUCUAGAGCCCCAUAAGAACAUCCAAAUUCUCCAGAAACACAAAUUUAUUGACCCAGUGGAGAACCUGCAGGACUACAUAUGCAAGAAGCAUGAGAGACCCCUGGAGCUGUUCUGUAGAGAUGACCAGACGUGUGUGUGUCUGUUCUGCACUGUGACUGACCACAAGUCUCACAACACUGUUCCUAUAGAGGAGGAGAGUGGCGAACUGAAGGCUCAGUUGAAGAAAACCCAGAUAGAAGUGCAGAAAAGGAUCCAAGACAGAUUAGAGAAGACUGAAGAGAUCAAACAGUCACUGGAGCUCAGCAAAAAAAGCACAGAGGAUGAAAUUGCAGGGGGUGUUGAAGUCUUCACUGCUCUGAUCUGCUCCAUUGAGAGACGCCAGGCUGAGCUGCUUGGGGUGAUGGAGGAGGAGCAGAAAGCAGCAGAGAGGCAGGCUGAACACCUCAUUAAAGAGCUGGAGCAGGAAAUCACUGAGCUAAAGAGGAGAGACACUGAGCUGGAGCAGCUCUCCCACACUGAAGACCACCUUCACCUCCUACAGAUUUCCCCAUCACUGUGCAGACCUCCACACACCAACAACUGGACUGACAUCAGUCUCAACACUAAUUCCAGUGUGGAGAUUCUGAGGAGAUCACUUUCACAGCUUCAGAAAACCAUCAACAAUGAAACUGAGAAAGAAAUACAGAAAUUAAAACAAAGGAAACAAAAGGAGGCAACAGCCUUUAAAUGGUUUAUCAAGAACUGGACACAACUAGUGCUGCUAUUACCAUUACUGCCAUUAGUAUUCCUUAUGUUGAUGUCAAACAAGAUGUGGAUUCAGUUCUAUGCAGUGGAUGUGACUUUGGAUCCUGAUACAGCAAAUCGCUUUCUCAUCCUAUCUGAUGACGGAAAACAAUUGAGAUGCACAAACUUGCCACGCAAUGUCCUCUACUCCUCUAAAAGAUUUUUUUCAGAACCCUAUGUUCUAGCAAAGGAGGGAUUUUCCUCAGGGAGGUUUUACUAUGAGGUUCAGGUCGGGGAUAAAACUGAUUGGGUUAUAGGUGUAGCGGAAGAAUCUGUUGACAGGUUUGAGGAGUUCCCCGAUGGAACCUGGACUAUCGCUCUGUGGAACAGCAAUAAGUAUAAGGCAUGUGAGGGUUCCUGUAAAUCCCUCUCCAUGAGAAAGAAGCCCCAGAAGGUGGGAGUGUUUGUGGAUUAUGAGGAGGGUUUGGUCUCCUUUUAUGAUGUGGAGGCCAGAUCUCAUAUCUACACUUUCACUGGUCAGUCUUUCACUAAGAAACUCUAUCCAUUCCUUAGCCCUUGCCAUGUUUUAUUGGAACAUGGAAACUCAGCUCCACUCAUUAUCUCCAAAGAGUAUCAAAGUUACACCUGGACAGUUUUUCAAAAAAUAGGAUUGUUUUAGUCAAAUCUCACCAGUGUCUCACUUCUGCAAAUACAUGAAUAGAAAAUACAGAUAGAAAAUUUAAAUCACCAUGACACGCACUGUUAUGGAUGUGCAAACCCUUUCAUAGCAGCUCUGAUAGCAUAUUUUCAGUUGAUUAGCUAAUGGCACAAGUUAUUUACAUAUUUACUGAUCAAACUGUAAAGUGGGAAGGAGCCUUGUGUUUCUGUGCAUUAAAUGUUGGAAUUUUGAAGGCUAGUACUGUACUAUAAUUCACACUACAGUAAUCAAAUUUGUAUAAUCCUUUGCAUCUCUUCUUUCAGGCCUAAACGGUUGCAUAAUUUCAUUUUUAUUUUGUAUGCUUAUGUUCUUGUCAUUGUGAUUAUGGGCUACAGUAGUCUACUUUUAUCUAUAGUUGAAAUGCAUGAAGAUAAAUUUGGUCACAUUAUUACUGUGUGGCAUUGAGUUUUCUUAUGGGUAGUAGCAGUAUGUCAAAAAUAUCUGGAUAAUUCACUCAUUGAGGUGUAAUCAAAUUCAUUCAGAGUGGUUUGAUAUGAGAUGGUGCAUCGUAGAGAAAACCUUUACAGUGGGGGUCCAAAAUUGCACCUCAAAACUAUCAUUUAUCAAUGUUUAGGCUUAAAGAAAAAGUUUAUAUGACCAUUUUGUGUAAUAAACUCUUGUGAAGUAGCCUUUAAGGACAUUCAACCCUUCUGAUGUUCAGUUCCUAUUACCGCCUAUCAAAAAUUCCACAUCAGACCACUCUGAAUGACUUUAUUUACAUGUUAUAGAUUCAGUUAUACAGAAAUUUUGAAAAACUGGUGGAAUUCCCCUUUAAGAAGCUUUAGGCUGCCUGUAACUGUAACACAUUAGGAGCUUCUAUUAGAGCAUGUACUCUAAUACUGACUGAGCACUUUCUGUAGAAGACAAUGAGAACAGCCAACAAAAACAGAACAGCAGUUGUGCUCAAAACAGACGGCACCAUCAGCGUCCUGAAUGUUGAUGUGGAGGUGGAGAAGUGAAGAGCAGGGUCAGAGUUCAGGCUGGAUGGAGAAGUCAUUUGAGUGUGGUCUCUGUGGGAGAGAAAUGAGGAUAUGCAGUUUAAUGCUUAUGUCAAAGCUGGUCUCAUUAAUUAAGGCUACAGACAUCAGCUCUUAAGAAAAGUUGUAAAUUAGAAUUUAUCUUUUUAUUCAAAACCUUAAACAUGAUGAACUGUUUAUUAGUUUAUUCCAUAUCUUUGUGAAAUGUACAACAUUAUGAAAUACAGCAAGGAACAAGA